GAAAAAAAUUCAUAAUGGUUGUUAUCGACCGAAAAAUUAAUUGUUGCUUAGGUAUCAAAAUUAUAUUAUUAUUAUUUUUAAUAUAUGAAUUGACUAAAGUUAUACGUCUUAUUAUCCUCUUCGCAUCAGAUAAAUCGUUUAGAAAUUCGUUGGAAUUUUCUCGUUCUGCAUAUUCUAUAAUUGUUGCUUAUGGGUUAAUAGCAAUUACAGCAGAUUGUACGUUAAGACACAAAACAUCUAAAUUGUUAUCAAUAUAUUCCAAAGUAUUUUACGGAAUUGCAGGAUUUAACAUUUUUAAUAGUAUAAUGAUAAUUGCUGAAACAAUAACUUCUGCGAUAGAAUAUAAAUUAAUAUUUAUUCUUCCUGGCUACAUUAUUUUGUCAGUGUAUUUUGCUAUGGUAAUCUUAACUUACGUAUGUAAAAUGAAAGAUAAAGAUGAAAUAACAAAUCAAUAUAAUUUACAAGUUUUUAAAAAUUUUUUGUUUAUAAUAAUAAAUAACAUGAUUCUAUAA
Messenger RNA from Rhizophagus irregularis DAOM 181602=DAOM 197198, 512 nucleotides. The record is from RefSeq and is a predicted model, not a curated record. NCBI's taxonomy places the organism in Eukaryota, Fungi, Glomeromycota, Glomeromycetes, Glomerales, Glomeraceae.